This is a messenger RNA of Mercenaria mercenaria, 5563 nucleotides long. RefSeq names its product glutamate receptor ionotropic, kainate 2-like. Lineage: Eukaryota; Metazoa; Mollusca; Bivalvia; Venerida; Veneridae. Bases 200 to 2947 code for a protein of 915 amino acids. Gene Ontology annotation, molecular function: glutamate-gated receptor activity; transmitter-gated monoatomic ion channel activity involved in regulation of postsynaptic membrane potential. Gene Ontology annotation, cellular component: plasma membrane; postsynaptic membrane. The record is from RefSeq and is a predicted model, not a curated record. Gene Ontology annotation, biological process: modulation of chemical synaptic transmission; monoatomic ion transport; synaptic transmission, glutamatergic. The transcript has 17 exons.
UUGAUAUUUUAUCAAUUUGAUGUUUAUAUGUCAAUAAAUAUAAUAGUUCGAUUAACGCUUCGGUAUCGUUUCUUUUUAUUUAAACGGCAGACAAGUUAAAUUUUAUAUCGCAAAUGACUCGCUUCUACAAAAUUGGAAAAUAAAUAGUUGUGCUUCAAUAUAAGUUUUAAUGUAAGAAAAAAAAGUGAUACGUAUAAAAAUGAUGAGGAGAAGCAAUUUUUCAUCAUCGGUUUAUUUUUUCAUAAUCAUCGCAGUAUGGAAUAAUUAUAUAUCAUAUGCAGAUACGGAGCAUGUACGCGUUGGUGCUUUAUUCGAGCCGCAGUACGAAGGAAUGAGUCUCGCGUUCCAGAACGCCGUUACCAAGGUGAACUUGCACUCGGGAUCUAGGAACGGUCUGACCAUAAACUAUGACAUAAAGACGCUUGCACCCGACAGAAGCUUCGAGGCUCAGACAGAAAUAUGUUCAGAAAUGAGAAGACGCAAUGGUGUUGCGGCAGUGUUUGGACAAGCCAGUCCAACCUCACAGGCUCACAUGCAGUUGCUAUGUAACACAACGGAAAUUCCUUACAUCGAGGCAUCAUGGAGCGCACGAGCAUCCCGUGAAGCCUUCUCAGUCAGUGUGUUUCCGGUUAAUGAAGAGCUGAGUAGAGCCUUCGCAGACCUUAUCAAACACUGGAGCUGGAAAAGGUUUACAGUUAUAUACGAGGAUAGAUAUAGUCUGGUAAGGUUACAGAAGAUUUUAGAAAUACCUUGGGGAGUGGAGUACAAGAUGACUGUACGACAAUUGGAGACCUCUCCCGUGAAUAGCGGCAGUGCGCUUAAAGAAAUGCUUAAAGAAAUGAAAGAGAAAAGAGAAUACAGGCUCGUUAUAGAUUGCCACGUGUCAAACAUUCUACGAUUUCUUGAAGAGGCGGACUCGAUGAAUAUGCUGUCGGAAUAUUACCACUUCCAUUUCACGACUCUGGAUUUAUCCCAACUUCACCUCGAGUCUUUCAUGUAUAAAGGCGCGAACAUUACUUCUAUGCGUCUAAUUGACCCGUCCAAUCCUAAAGUCCGAUCUCUAACCGAUGACUGGGUUCGAAAAGAAGUAAGUUUUGGCCGCUCCCCACUACUUGGAUCAAGAUUUGUAGGGACGGAGACCGCCUUGAUGUAUGACGCCGUGCAUUUAUAUGCGCAUGCGCUAAAGAAUCUGACGAGAGCCCGCCAAAUUUCAACAGAGUCCUUGAAUUGCAAUAAACGGGAAACAUGGAAAGAUGGAAAAAGUUUACUGGGUUAUAUGAAAACAUCAGUCUAUUAUGGACUGUCUGGAAAGAUUAAACUUGAAGACGGAAGGAGAAAGAAUUUUCGACUCGGCAUCAUAAGCCUGACAAUACAUGGACUAACGGAGAUAGGGAGUUGGAAUACACAGACUGGAAUCAAUAUCACAGUUUCUUCAGUCACACAGAAGUUUCAAUAUGACAGAGAACGUCUAAAAAAUAUGACACUAAGGGUAGUCACAGUAUUUGACCCGCCAUAUGUUAUCAACCUCACAGAACCGAACGAACACGGUCGCAUGCAUGAAGGUUUUAUAAUUGACCUCCUUGAUGAACUGUCGGCGAUUCUAGGUUUUAACUACACUAUCUACGAGGCCGCAGAUAGAGCAUAUGGUAGUGAGGUCACUCCGGGUAAAUGGAAUGGCAUGAUUGGUGAUUUGAUUGAACGUGACAGUAAAAAAAAAGCAGAUAUUGCAGCUGCCGGAUUAUCCAUAACUUAUGCUAGAGCUAAAGUGGUUGACUUCAGUAUGCCUUUCUUAAACCUUGGGAUCACAAUAAUAUACCGGAAGCCAGUGAACACUCCUCCAGACCUUUUCUCUUUCCUGCUGCCCCUCUCUCCAGAUGUAUGGAUUUAUAUGAUUGCAGCGUAUCUUUGCGUCAGUUUCAUGCUGUUUCUGAUAGCCAGAUUCUCACCAUAUGAAUGGGAAAAUCCUCAUCCAUGUAAUAAUGAAUCCGAGGAAGUGGAAAAUCAGUUUACAGUACUAAACUGUCUAUGGUUUUCCAUCGGAUCACUUAUGCAGCAAGGCAGCGAUAUAGCACCCAAGGCAUCCUCCACGAGGUGUGUGGCAAGCAUCUGGUAUCUAUUCACUCUGAUAAUUGUGUCAUCAUACACUGCCAAUCUGGCAGCUUUUCUCACAAAGAGCCGCAUGGAUGCACCAAUCAAAAAUGCAGAAGAUCUGUCAUUGCAAACAGAAAUACAAUAUGGGACACUGAAAGCGGGGUCUACUAGAGACUUCUUUAAGAACUCAAAUAUGCCGACCUACAAGCGUAUGAAUGCAUUUAUGUCAGCUAAUACAGAUAAGGUUUUAGUAGCAAGCAAUGCAGAAGGUUUUAAACGAGUCAAAACUUCACAAAAAUAUGCGUUUCUAUCAGAGUCAACAUCGAUAGAUUACCAGGUACAGAGGAAUUGCGAUCUCAUGCAAGUGGGUGACCUUCUAGACUCAAAGGGUUAUGGGUUGGCCGCGCCUACAGAUUCACCUUGGAUUGGUUUUAUAUCGAAAGAAAUUGUUAAUCUACAGCAAAAACAGGUGCUUGCGAAAAUGUAUACAAAGUGGUGGGUUGAGAAAAGUAAUACUGUAUGUGAAAAGGACACUGAAGACGAGAAGCAAACAAGUGCUCUAGGUGUUGGAAACUUGGGUGGCGUCUUUGUAGUGCUAGCUGGUGGUUCUAUAUUUGCGUUUUUUGUGGCCAUUUUGGAGUUGUUCUGGAAAGUUGGAAAGAAUGCCCGACAAGAUAAUACAUCCUUCUGGGCGGAAAUGAAGACGGAUCUAUAUUUUAUCUUUGUGAAGUGCAAGUCGACUAGAAACAUGGGUGAAGAAGACAAUUCAAUGGAAAAGAAUGAUAUGGCUGUGGAUACUAAACAAGCAGUGCCUAAAUAUCAAAAUGACAAAAUCAUAAAGAAAGCGUUUGAUUGAUUAUGAAAAGGAUAUUCAUUUGCUGUCUAUCGUCCAUACUUUUAUGAGGAAACUUACAUAAUUUGACAAACGUUGCAAAAGCAGGAGUAUUUAUGUUAGCUUUCUUGUACAUUUGUAUGUAGAAGGCGUACACGUUUGAUAUAAGUUAACAUGGUGUUUUAUAAACAGCGUUAUUUUGAAUGUUUAGCCUUAGAUAUCAUUGAACCAUAGAACGGGAAAAUGCACAUAUGUAAUACAACAAUGUAUUGGCAAAGUUAAAAAAAAAAGUUCCUUCCACAUUGCAUUGUUAACAUAUUAAGUGCAUAAAAUAUAUUGCACAAAGUAUAUAUCCCUUCUGUCAAUAAACGGACUUUUUAAAUAUUUGUUCGCAAAAAAAUAGAAACAGAGACCGAUUGUUCAGUUUAACUGUCUGCAACAAACUGGCUUUGCCAAAUUAAGUCAGCAAAUCGCUGAAUUUAUUGUGUCUGAUUUCUAUUUCAUCCUUUUGUUCUUUCACUUUGUACAGUUUUUCAUCCAAAACAUCAGAUAAUGCUUUCCGCCAGAUAUGGCAAUCGCCAUAAAAAGUGUUAUAGUUAAAUUAUAGUGAUGGCCGAAGAUGAAAAUAGAAUAAUCUUCAAACAGCAUGCUAGACCUGCAUAAUUUCACUCAGAUGGUUAUCGAGUAACUUUCUACCAUGAUUGAUCAAUGUUUUUGGAGUUCUCAAAAAAAUCUUGUCUGAAUCUGCAAGCCCAGUUUUAAAAAAUAUUUUCACACAAAUCUGUUUGGCUGACCCUCUACAAAUGUUGUUCAAAGUUUUCUGAUUAUUAAAAAAACAUGGCCUAAAAUGUUAAUGUAUUGUGAAUUCUUUCGUCCUGUUUCUCAGCUACCUUUGGUUAUGACCUUACACAAAACACUUUUAUGACACAUUGCUUUUUGACACACUGAUACUGAAUAUGAAUGUUUAUUACAUGACUCUUAAUAAUACAAAUCAAUAGCCCAUAGUUUGCGUUAUUGACCAGAAAGUCAUUCAAUAAGUGUACACCAUUAAUCGGUGUUUAAUAAAGGGACAUAAUGAAUAAAAAGAUGGACUAUAAGCAAUGCAGCUUUAAGGGGAGAGAAUCUGUUCCACAAUAUAUAGUAUCGCGUAUUUAUCCCUCUUGUUGUGUACAUUUAAGUGGCAGGGGCCAGUGUCGUAUUGUUGCCAUGUGCGUUUUUGUUAUCUUAAUAAGAUAGGUAGAUGAUUAUUUAUGUUGUUUAUGGAACUUAGGAUUCCUGUGGACGAGUAUUUGUGAAUGCUUGAUUCGAUUUUCCUAGCUUCGUGUAGACGGUCGAAUCUAAAAUCUUACCUGAGGUAACAGAAGUUUAACGAAAAGGAAAUGGUCAUCCAUGCAUAUAGAUUCAACCCAAGUUUGCGAAAGAAGUAAAUGGUUAUGAGACACUUUUCGUACCACCAUUAUUUUCGUCUGGUCACAUGCUGUAAAAAUAUACACCUAUGUUUUAGGUCAGUCAUUUGCAGAUAAUACGGUACAGGUGUGCAUUUUGGGCCAUUUUGCCUAAAAAUUUAGUAAGCUGAAACCGAAAGUUUAUUGGUUUUUAUCAUAAAAACGACGGAAUUGGCAGGCUGAAAAUGUCACAUGAUUAAGUGCUAAGUACAUACAAAAUACACCCGCUCUACACUUCCCAGGAAUUUCUCAAAAUUAGACCUUUUAAUGAUUUAUUUUCGCACUGCAGCCAUUCUCCCAAAAUCGACUCAUAUUGGAAAAAACCAUGUCGCCGAGCUUUCAUUAAUAUUUUUCAAAAUAUUCGAGCAAAAAACUUGGCACUUUGGCUUAAGCUUAUAUCAGCAAUAUAUGGACAAUUACUUAAAACAUGUUGUGGUAUCUUGUUGCAGAUUUAGCAUCCACGAGUAGACGUUAAAAUUGCCAAAUAUUGCAAAAACCUCAUGUCGCCAAGCUAAUUUGCGAACUAAAAAGGACCAAUUCGUCAUUUUACGUUUUGGUUUUGUAUUGGUUUUUCAACUUUUUAACAGUACCUGUAUUUAUCAUGAUUUAAUGAAGCGUGUUUUCCAUCAGUAAUUGGUAUUUUGAUAGAAAUUUCUUUUUGAAUCGAUGUCGCCAAUACACACCUAUGGUACCGUAAGGAAUUUUAAACAUAGUCUAGCGUAAGAUGAUUACAAUUAAAUAAUUGUUUUGAAAGUGCUUUGAAUGUGUAAAAGGUUAUAGUCAUCAGUAAAAUUCAAAGAAUAGGCUUGCCAAAAGAAAUAAACUCUUAGAAGCCCUUCAAAGCCAGAAUUGAAAAUGUUGCAUUUCAAGUACUAUGCUUCCGUAACGCAACUAUUAUAAAAACUGAGCGCCCUAAUGUGAGAAUGGAGUGGGAACGAUAAACACUGUACAGAGAAUGCUUCGAAACAUAAUCUGUCACAACGGUAAAUUCAUCUUUCUUUAUUAUAUAAGAAAAUAAAGAUUUUGUCUGCUUCCGUAACACCUAUUUUCCGUAACGUUAUGUUCAAUAACAAACUAAAAAUCCGUGUUUAUGCGAAUUACAGUCAGAAAAAUGUUAUAUAUAAAUGGUGUUUUAUUCGAGAUGUUGUAUGAAAUUGCUUUUUUUUUAUUAUUAAAAACUGACAUUUUGGAAGAG